Molecule: messenger RNA, 1942 nt
Organism: Camelina sativa (false flax)
Lineage: Eukaryota; Viridiplantae; Streptophyta; Magnoliopsida; Brassicales; Brassicaceae
Biological process (GO): chromosome condensation; negative regulation of DNA recombination; nucleosome assembly
Cellular component (GO): nucleolus; nucleosome; nucleus
Molecular function (GO): nucleosomal DNA binding; double-stranded DNA binding
Source: RefSeq, a predicted model, not a curated record
ACCUUCCUUCCUCCUCUGUUUUUUUUUCUUUUUUUUUUUAACUGUGUAUCUUCCUUCUUCUUCUUCUUUUAGCUCUUUGGCUUUCAAAAAAAAAAAUCCAAAUCAAUGGAUCCAUCUCUUUCCAUUUCAAGUGAUCCUCAUCAUCAUCAUCAUCCUCCUCAGUUCACACCUUUCCCUGCUUUUCCCACCUCACACCCUUUUGCCUCCGGCUCCGGCGCCGUCCCUGCUCUUAAUCAUCCUCAACAUCCUUUAGUAUCUAAUCCGUACAUGAACAACAACAACAACAACAACAACCAUGUCUUCCAACCGCAGCCGCAAACUCAAAUUCCCCAACCGCUGAUGGCUACCAAUCCUAACCACCCUCCUUACUCUGAAAUGAUUUGCGCUGCGAUUGCCGCGUUAAACGAACCGGAUGGUUCAAGCAAGAUGGCAAUUUCGAGAUACAUCGAGAGAUGUCACUCCGGUUUACCAGCUGCUCAUCCUGCUCUGUUGACUCAUAGCCUCAAGACUUUGAAGAACAGUGGUGUUCUUGCUAUGGUUAAGAAGUCUUACAAAUUCGCUGGUUCCUCUGCUCAACCUGAGAGUGCUGCUGUUGCUGCUGCUGCUGCCGCUCAAGGUCUCGAUGUUCCCAGAUCUGAGAUUUUUCCUCAAGUUAACAACACCGUCAAUGAUCCCAUGUCUGCCUCUGCAUCUGGCUCUGCUUCUCAGCCUCAGAAACGUGGUCGUGGUCGUCCUCCUAAACCUAAACCUGAGGCUCAAGCACAGCCACUACAAGCCAUUCAACCUAAUCAGGUCCAGUCUAAUGGACAGCAAAUCUGGCAACAGGCACCUAGACCAACUGAAGCUGUUCCGGUUGCGGUUACAGAGUCGGCAAAGAGAGGACCUGGUCGUCCAAGGAAGAACGGAGCAUCUGCUCCUGCUGUUGCACCAAUCGUUCAGGCGUCGGUUAUGGCUGGAAUCAUGAAACGUAGAGGUAGACCACCGGGUCGUAGAGCUGCUGGGAGACAGAGGAAGCCCAAAUCCGUCUCUGCAACUGCCUCUGUGUAUCCUUAUGUUGCUAAUGGUGCUAGACGCAGGGGAAGGCCUAGGAGAAUUGUUGACCCUAGCAGCAGCGUUACCGUUGCUCCAGUAAGUGGUCAAAAUGUGGCGGCUGUUGUUGCUCCAGGGAUGAAGCGUGGACGAGGACGACCACCUAAGAUUGGUGGUGUUAUUAGUAGGCUUAUGAAGCCUAUAAGAGGACGAGGGCGUCCCGUUGGUAGACCCAGAAAGAUUGCAACAUCAGUCACCACUGGGACACAAGAUUCUGGAGAACUCAAGAGAAAGUUUGAUGUUUUUCAAGAGAAAGUAAAAGAAAUCGUGAAGGUGUUGAAAGAUGGAGUAACUAGUGACGAUCCUGCAGUGGUGCAAGCUAUAAAAGAUCUGGAAGGACUAACAGUGACGGAGACGGUUGAGCCACCACAAGCCAUGGAAGAAGUGCAGGCAGAGCCAUUGGAGACUUCAGCACCAGAGACUGAAGCUCAAACUGAAGCUGCUGAAACGCAAGGAGGACAGGAACAGGGACAAGAAAGAGAAGGAGGAGAAGCACAGACCGAGACCGAGACCCAGACUCAGACAGAAGCAGAAGCAAUGCAAGAAGCAUUGUUCUGAUUUCUGAAGAAUAAUUAUAAAUAAUAAAUCAAUCUAGACAUAAUAUAGCCUUGGUGUUUGGCGUUAGGAGGAGUGUUUUAUUUAUUUCUAGUUUAUUUAGGUUUUGGGAUCGUAUCUUUAAUUUAUAUUAAAAAAAACUAUAAGGAAUUUUAAUUUUUUUUCGUAGGUUUUGUUGUCUGCAUAAGCAAAACAAAAGACUCGUUAAUGGUGUUGUUGUCGGUGUGUCUUUAACCAAAACGUUUAAGACGUGGCUGUAAAUUAGCUAUGUUUCUAGUGUUCCAUCUUUUCUUUCUUA